UUCUGUGAGUGCGGAUGUGUGUUUUAUCUGAAUUCACUGCUGUAAUCAAGCGCCUUGCACUUGAUUCUGAAUUAAGUGCUACGCUGAUUAAAAAACAGAGACGAGCGCUAACAACCAAGCUUGAUUGUGAUAUCGAACGAGUAGAACUUGAGAGUCUUUCAAUUGUUAACGAAGCGGCAGUAUGGCAUUCGUCCAAAUUUUAGUCAGGUGCUCUGCGAGAGUUGCGUUCCUUAACAAUUCAAUCGGGUUAGUGAAAACCCUUAACAAAUUUGGGUACUGUCAUCGGACAUCCAAUCUUAAUAUGAUUACAAAUCAACAGCUCAUACGUACAUUUUCUGUUGGCACACAGCUCCAGCAAGAUGUGAACAUUACGUUUUUACGUGCCAAUGGCCAAGAAAUACAUACAAAGGGCAAAGUGGGCGAUACAUUACUGGAUGUGGUGGUAAAUAAUCAUAUUGAUUUGGAUGGCUUUGGAGCAUGUGAGGGUACUUUGACUUGCUCCACAUGCCAUUUAAUUUUCAAACCAGAGGAUUUCGAGAAACUGCCAGACAAGGCCGGCGAUGAGGAACUGGAUAUGUUAGAUCUAGCUUAUGAACUUACGGAUACGUCACGUCUAGGUUGCCAAAUAACUCUUACAAAGAGCAUGGACGGUCUGGUUGUGAAAGUGCCUGCAACAAUUAAUGAUGCCCGUAGUGCGUAACAAUCAAUCGAAUCAUUAAACGAAAUUUAACAUAAUAAUUAUUGUUUUUGCCAAUCAAUUUAACAAAGCAAACGAAAACGUA
Messenger RNA from Anastrepha obliqua, 782 nucleotides. RefSeq names its product adrenodoxin-like protein 2, mitochondrial (gene Fdx2). Gene Ontology annotation, biological process: P450-containing electron transport chain; positive regulation of oxidoreductase activity. Gene Ontology annotation, cellular component: mitochondrion. The record is from RefSeq and is a predicted model, not a curated record. Gene Ontology annotation, molecular function: 2 iron, 2 sulfur cluster binding. NCBI's taxonomy places the organism in Eukaryota, Metazoa, Arthropoda, Insecta, Diptera, Tephritidae. The transcript is spliced from 3 exons. The coding region runs from base 182 to 700 and encodes 172 amino acids.